AUGGCGCACUACGGUGACCCUGAGGCACAUCGAUGCAUUCUCGAAGAGAUCUCUGCGAUUCCUGUUGUGCCGCGUCUCAUGCCGUACCUCAAAGCUGCCGUGAUGGGUUCUCAGGGUUCGGACGUAGGGUUACAGCUGCUUCGCCGUUUUCCUAGCGACUAUAAACAGUCAUACCCACACCUGGAGGUGAUGCUGGCGCUCUUGUCCCUCACGGUCUAUGCAUCCAAGGCCCAUCCGGGGUUCCACGCCGAGCAGAAGCGCGUUCAGGAGCUGAUGGGGCAGAAACGGGAGGGGCUAAAGCAACAGGCAGAGCGAACUGAGGGUCUCCGCAGCUGCAGCGACGGCGGCUCUGGCAGGAGCGGUUCUGGGCUGUCGACGUUUUUGCCGAGCUCCGGGACGGCCUCGUUCCCUACUCCUUUCUCAGGCAUCGACACCAACAGUGCCUCUCCAGGUGCCGGCCUUAGUGCUGCCGUGGAGCGCAAAGAGGAGAAGCUGAAUCCGGCACAGCAAUGGGAGCAGUCAAUGGACAUUCUCAACUACUGCGAGGCCUACGUGAACUACCUUCACGGCUUCACUGAGCUGUGGUGUGAGCUCUUCGGCCCGAACUACUACUACUACGAUGACGCAGCGAACGGCAUCCUCGACGCAGACGACGACGGCGAUGGCGAGGAAACAUGGGCACGACCGCAAGAAGCGGGGAAGUGGGCGUCGCUGGGUUCGCCUGUGUCCCAUCUGCAAUCAUCACCACAGCAAUCGCGACAGCAUCAACAGCACGCUCAACGCUGUCGGCGGCCGCCACGUGUUUCCCAGGCGCCUCCGCACUUGUACGCCGUCUGCUGGAGUGACAUAUUAACCCCGCAACGUCGGGCCUGGUUCCAUGGGUUCCACAACGUGGUGAAGGAGCUUCUGGUUCGCAUUCUCCACCGCGAGCUGCCACUGGAGCUGUAUGUCCUUUUUAUUCAGUACGCAAGUUUAUCCCUUCGGAUGUACUUGCUGCAAGCAGUGGCGGAGGUGUUUGAGUGGACGUCGCACUUCAUCGACGUAAUUUACUACGUGCACGUGAUGCGACAGAGCUACGGCAUCCAGUGCGAGAUGUCGCAGCUGCAACGUGUGUGGUCUUCGUUUGGCUUGUACGACGCCCGCUUCCUCGUUGACUGCCAUGAGUUCAACAAGAUGUACACGGGGUUGCAAGGUGCCUUCUCAGAGCAGCAGGGGGUGGCGCUGAACAGGCCUACGACAGCGCCGUCCUCACUGAGCGCACAGACAGGUGCAGCGGCCACAGUGGCGGUGUUGCUGACUGCACUCGGUGACGGAGACCUGGCCCACCAGAGCUCCAGUGGUACCGGCGACAUCACUGCCCGCGCCUCCUCGUGCACACUUGCUGUCUCCGCGGCAUCGGCGACAACCCUGUCAUCUGACUUCGCUGCGGUUGCCAGCGCACGGGUGCAUCAGAUCUUUCCCUCUCGCGACGCUGCGGGCAACACAUUGUUCGAUGCCGCUGACUCCGGUCACUCCACCGGGCCUAGGACUCCGGACGAGAGGGUGCUGUCUUCCGCAAGCGACUGUGAGGCGACAGCUGCUGUUCCCGGUGAGGCGAAGCGUGCCGUGUAUCUCCCCCUUUUCUGCACCUGCUGCUGCUUCACAUGGAUACUCCAGCGCACGUUUUGGAGCUUGUACGGGCGAUGCUCGCUUCUGUUUGAAAGCUGUCUUGGGAUCGGAGUUGCACCACAGGUGUCGUCCCUUGAUGGCUCUAGUGAGUUCAACAGAGACGAUACGCCUGUGUUCUUCACCAACACCGAGCUAGGCACGCGGCGUCGCGUCGGCGUGGACAGCAGCAGUGGCGUACCAAGCUUGCCGCUCUCUCCCGCUUCUUUUAUUUCACACAUGGACAGCGGAGCCGCAGCGAGGACGCACUCUGCGUCAACCUCGGCGAUCAGCAUCACCACCACUCGGUGCAACGUGACCAGCCAUCCAAGCGCGCUGGAAACGCCCGCGCGCGAUGACGGCGCCGCCGGUAAGGGUGAGGCCGUCGCGGCAGCGGGUCGACCGCCGCAGGCAGCACAAAUGCCUUCACACUGCACGCCGUCGCCGACGUCAUCUCAGCAGCAACUGAGAUUCUCGAUUGCAGCAGCGAACACUCACCUGCCACCGCAUGCGGUAGAAGAUGGCGCACAAGCUAAUGCGGCUGUGGUGUCCCUGGCGCGGAAUGCCGCCGGGUCUGAGCAAAUUAGCGAGAGAAGGAGAAAGGAUGGCAUUGCGUUUUCUUUGGGGUGGGUGUUCAACCGGUUUGUUCAGCGAAGACAGCGUCGUCACGGCUGCGGUGCGGUGGCCGAAGGCGGUUCUGAGAGCGCAGGGGAUAUGUCAACCAUGGCAAAACGCGCCCAGCGUGAUUCCUUUCCUUCGCUAUCCAUCUCUGCCGGAACGCCGCCGCCGACCCCUGCAGGAGGUAAUGGGGCUCGAGGAGAGCGAAUAAGCUCCCUCUUUCUGGCAAGCUCAGGAGCUCCGUUUUACCUCCAGUACACCCACCGCGCAGGCGAGAUUCAGCUGUACGACAAUCCCUCCCUCACGUUCACGAACGGUAGCGUAGACAACAAAGGCGAAAACACGUUCUUCUUCGAAGAGUUCUACUUUCUUCGGGAGACGGGCUGCUAUGGUCUGUCACAUGCCGUGCGCAGCCUCACGUGCUACCCCCACUACCCAGCCACACUGCUGAUUUUGACUGACAACACGACUCGACCCGGGUGGGUCUCGUGGUGUGAUCACAAGUUUUCUGUCCUAUCUUCGUCGACAGAUGACGAAGACGGGCGGCGGGGCCUGAGACCCUGGGUGCUUAGUGCGGUUAUCCCCAACACGCGACUCUCCUCCAUUCAUAGCGUACGAGUGAAGCAGGAGGAGGCACUUUUGAAGCACAUCGUAUUUCAGGUCGCAGGCGCGAAGAGCGAGCGCAUCUGUUUCUGCACAUCGAACUCCAUCUUCUUUGUCCUAAACAGCGGCAGUGAGAUGGAUGGCGGUCGACUCUACUUCGUGCUGCACCUGCACGUCGAUCUCUCCACCCAGAGGCAGUUUGAUUCCUCUAUCGAUACGGUGAUGAAGGCGGAGAGUCAGUGGGCGUUUCUGGCGCUCGGCGAGCUUCAUGUCAGUUGGGCCAUGUCGUGCACGUGCAACGAGGCGUUGCGCGUUGCAUUCCAGAUUGGCUCAGGAGAAGAAAAAUUAUAG
Molecule: messenger RNA, 3216 nt
Organism: Leishmania braziliensis MHOM/BR/75/M2904
Lineage: Eukaryota; Euglenozoa; Kinetoplastea; Trypanosomatida; Trypanosomatidae
Exons: 1
Coding region: 1-3216 (1071 amino acids)
Source: RefSeq, a predicted model, not a curated record